Lottia gigantea (owl limpet) is the source of this 555-nucleotide messenger RNA. RefSeq lists its product as hypothetical. The record is from RefSeq and is a predicted model, not a curated record. The coding region runs from base 1 to 555 and encodes 184 amino acids. NCBI's taxonomy places the organism in Eukaryota, Metazoa, Mollusca, Gastropoda, Lottiidae. The transcript has 4 exons.
AUGCAAUUAAAAAAAAUACUACUGAAAAAGGAAGAACUCUACGAAAGUGAAACAAAUCUAUUGAUUUCACGAACUUUACAAGAGGUUAUGAUAUGUAAACUAAACGAGUUAAAAGAGCAAUUAAAACAGUGUGAUAAAUCAAAAUCUCGUUGGAGUAAGAUUGCCACUACUUUAAAACCAAAUAUAAAAACACCAUUAGAUUGGGUAUUGUAUUCACACAAUGAUCAUUUCUGUUUGUUAAAAAGAAGUGAAGAAACUCUUGGAAUAAAAGAAAUAGAAGGAUGUUUGAUUAAAUACAAUCAAGUUAUGAAAUCUAUGAUAAAUCCAGCUAUUAUAAAUAAUUUAAUAGCACCUUCUCUAUCUCCUAAAGUCGACAUUGUUCGAGCUGGUGGAAGGAUUAUCAAAAUAUUAGAUGGUAUAGUCUACGAAGAAAAUUUCAAAACACCUCCUUUUAAAGACUAUAUAUUGACUUUAAAGGAAAAAAGAAAUGAAUACAAACAACAGGGUAAUACUGUAGAUAGCAAUUGCAUGAAAUUAUUGGGAAAUUUACGGUAA